Alnus glutinosa is the source of this 2969-nucleotide messenger RNA. RefSeq names its product kinesin-like protein KIN-14U. Bases 737 to 2656 code for a protein of 639 amino acids. NCBI's taxonomy places the organism in Eukaryota, Viridiplantae, Streptophyta, Magnoliopsida, Fagales, Betulaceae. The record is from RefSeq and is a predicted model, not a curated record. The transcript is spliced from 10 exons. Gene Ontology annotation, molecular function: microtubule binding; ATP binding; microtubule motor activity. Gene Ontology annotation, biological process: microtubule-based movement.
UUUUUUAUUUCUUCUUCUUCUUCUUCUUCUUCUUCUUCUCUUGCCUGAAUGAAUUCUAGGGUUUCUAAUGAUUCUUCUGGGUCAGUUCAGCUUCCAUAUCACUUUUUUAGUACUGGGUUUGUGAUAUUUGCUUUGUUUUCCAGAUCAUUUAUUUUGGGUACUUUUUAGGUUUUUUUUUUUUUUUUUUUUUUUUUUUUUUUUUUUUUUUUAAUGUUAGUUGUUUAGCAUUAUGUUUCAUCUUGAUUUAUUUUCUUUUUUUAUUUGAGGUGUUCAUGGUUGUCUGUUGAAGUUUCCUCGUAUAGGGGGUCAGUUAAAGUGGAUGUUGUUUAGGUUGUUAUAAUAACUGAUCUCAUGCGAAUGGCAGGUAUAACUUCUUGUCCUUGUUCGGAGGCGUAAAGAGUUUGUCUAUCUUGUUGUCUUCAUAUGGAGGAUGGGUCAGUUAUAGAUUUUAUUUGGGUCAGCUGUGAUAGAUUUUCCCUUUCUGUCUAUUUUUGGGACAUUACUUAAUCCCAAAAUAGUACUUUUAAAUUCUUGUAGUUUCUGGAUUUUAUUGAAAAAAGUAUAUUUAGCUUCAUUUAUAAGGGAAGAAAAAAAGGAGGGGAGAGUAUAUUUAGCUUCAUUUCCUGCUUUUCUUGGAGCACUGUGCUGGCACAAAGUGUUCCUUGUGUUUCAAAAUAAUCACUUUUCUUGGAAAGGGUGAGUGCUGCUCCUGGUGGAUUGCUUUUUUGGUUGAGAAAUGUUCCUUUCCGCUGAGGAAGAACAGAUCUCAUUGCCUUCAGAAAAUGUAAGGGAGUCCUUGAAAUCAUCCCCUAUGGGAUCAAACCCAGAUUCCCUUGAUGGGAUCUCACCGGUUUCUGAAUCGCACAAUGCGCCAUCAAUUCCGGCCAUCUAUACUGAUGUCAAUGUCGUUCCUGAGCACGAAAAGAUCGAGCUUAAGCAGUUUAUAUUGAAUCUAGAAGGGGAGAUUGAACUGCUGAGGCUGAAGCAGAGGUCUCUGGAUGAGAAGCGGAAAGAAGCAUUGAAUAAGAUAUUAGACAUCAAAGGCAGCAUUCGGGCACUUUGUCGAGUUCGACCAUUCUUAUUGACAGACAAGGGAAAUAUUCGUGAAUAUAUUGUAACUGGGUCGGAGAAUAUUGUGGUUAAGUUGGGUGGAAUAAGGAAAGAAUUCGAGUUCAAUAAGGUUUUCCUACAAGAAGCAAGCCAAGAGGAUGUUUUUGUUGAGGUGGAACCAAUCCUCAAAUCUGCAGUUGAUGGGCACAAUGUAUGUGUCCUAGCUUACGGCCAAACAGGCACAGGGAAGACAUUUACAAUGGAUGGCACAAAUGAGAAACCAGGAAUUCUUCCCCGUGCCCUGAAAGAGCUCUUCCAUCAAGCCUCUAUGAAUAGCCCAUAUUCUCUAACAUUUUCAAUGAGUAUGUUGGAGGUUUACAUGAGUAAUCUUAGAGAUCUGCUGGUUCCAAAGCCAUCCUGUAGAGCAUAUGAAGCUUCAACAAAAUGCAACCUCACCAUUCAAACAGAUUCAAAGGGAUUUGUGGAAAUUGAGGGUCUCACAGAUGUUCCAAUUCCAGAUCUUGCUACUGCCAGAUGGUGGUACACUAAGGGGAGAAGUGUCAGAUCCACUUCUUGGACUAAUGUUAAUGAGGCCUCUAGCAGGUCACACUGCUUAACGAGGAUCACCAUUUAUCGACGUUGGGAUGCUUCGGAAGCUAAAGCAGAAGUAAGCAAACUGUGGAUGGUUGAUCUCGGAGGAAGUGAGCGACUACUGAAAACAGGAGCUGCCGGACUGACUCUUGAUGAAGGAAGGGCCAUAAAUCUCUCUCUUUCGGCUUUAGGUGAUGUUAUUGCUGCUUUGAGGAAGAAGAGGGGCCAUGUGCCUUACAGAAAUAGCAAGCUAACUCAAAUCCUCAAAGAUUCCUUGGGUGAUGGUUCGAAGGUUUUAAUGCUUGUGCUUGUAAGCCCAUGUGAAAAAGAUGUUGGAGAGACAAUCUGUUCUUUGAGCUUUGCAAAGAGAGCAAGAGGAAUAGAGUCCAAUCGAGAACUACCAGAUGAAUUGAAGAAGCAAAGAGAAAAAAGGAUCAUGUUGCUCAAAGAGGACAUGAGAGAAGCUGAAGAAGAAUGUCAGAAAGUUAGGAAUCAAAUACAGAAGGCUGAAAUCCUGUUAAGUGAAAACAAAAGGCUACUCUCAACUACUUAUAGGCUUCUUGAAGAUGAAGCGAAGACCCCCAUGAGCCCCAAAGAAGAUUUGAAAGAAGCUAUUGGAACACCUCCAACGUCCAAGAAAGAUAUUAAAAGAAAUCUUUGUAAUUCUCGGCCUCAUUUCAUGACUCCCACUGUGGCCAGUCGCCAAAGGCAAAGUGCUGUUGAAAAAGAGGUUGUAGGAAGAGCAAGAAGUUUGCGAUCAGGGACUAGAAGUUUGAUCCAGCUUUCAGCUUCCCAGUCACAUAGUUAUAUGGAUCCUCGUUUCAAGGCGAUUUUACGAAAUUCAAAUAGAAAAUCACGACAUGCUGAGACGACUAAACUCCUCAGAGAGAGUCCGAAAUGCUAUGACUUGGAUUCGAAAGUAGACCGCUUGCCGCAAAGCAAGAUGGUCACUUCAUCAGAUCCAAACUUGAGAGUUACACUUGGCCAUAGAAGAAGAAGGUCUGAUCUAAUCUAGGCAUGAAAAAGGACUGUUUGCUGAUCUUCUGGAGAUAUCAUAAUGUGUGCAUGUGUGUAUUGUUUUAGGUUCACAGUUUUUCCUUUAAUUUUUACCUGGAAAAACUUUAUAGUGGGUGAUGUUGGUCAUUAUAUAUGGUAAUAGGUUGCUUUGCUGAGGCUUGCUGCCUUUUGGAUCUGUUAAGCUGUUUGUUUUGUCUUUUGGGUCCUGUUAAUGAUUUGUUAACAUGUUUUGUAACCCAUAAAGGGGCAAUAACUCGUGUUUGAACUUUGUUAUCAUGAUGUAUGCAAAUAUUAGAUUUGCCUUUUGAAGA